This is a messenger RNA of Varanus komodoensis (Komodo dragon), 981 nucleotides long. It is a transcript of the gene RIMOC1, whose product is annotated as RAB7A interacting MON1-CCZ1 complex subunit 1. Bases 30 to 908 code for a protein of 292 amino acids. Gene Ontology annotation, biological process: mitophagy. NCBI's taxonomy places the organism in Eukaryota, Metazoa, Chordata, Lepidosauria, Squamata, Varanidae. The record is from RefSeq and is a predicted model, not a curated record. The transcript is spliced from 6 exons.
AGGCAGUGGAGGCAGAGGCUCGAAUCCUUAUGGCAGGGGCCGGUUCUGCUGGUUGCUUGCAGGAGCGGCUUGCGGUGCUCAAGGAGAGAUUGCGCGGUUGGAGCAAAUACCGAGACUCCGAUGACUUCCUAACACAGGCUUCUAUUACACUGGAAAGCCUGACAGAGCUUUUGGAGGAACCCAUAGAAAAUUCCACACUUCCCAGAUUUGUGCAGCUUUAUACACAGGCUGUGCUGGAUAUCACAUACUUUGAAGAAAACCAGCUUGUUGAUGAAGAAUUCCCAGAAGAGUCCUCACUGUGGAAAGUUGAGGAUAUAAUCCGUGCACUUUCAGAACCCGAAGUCUUGGUCAAUGAGAGCAGUGCAUCCCAAGAACCAUUCACACUACUUAGUACAGAGCUACUUGAAUGUCUUUAUUGGAGAAGAGGAGCCUUGCUGUAUAUGUUCUGUCACACACUUAAAGGAAGGAAAGAAUGGUUGACAAAGAAGGUGGAUUUGCUUAAAAAGUUUCUUCAUGAAGGGAUCCAUUACUUGGUGAAGAUGCUCGAAUUUAGAUGUCCAGAUACUCCAAAUGAGGAAUUCGAAUCUCGAGAUGCAGCCACAGCUAGACUGGUGCAUGAAGGUAUAUUCAGUGAUACUCAUCUACUGGCCAUGAUGUACUGUGGAGAAAUGUGUUACUGGGGACUGAAAUACUGUGCAAAAGAGAAAGAACAAACACAAAGUACAGAGUCAGAAUUGACCAGUAACCUACCCAGCGGUUCGCACAUCAAGGUUCUGGAUUUUCGAGAGACAGGAGAGAAAAUGUUGCAGAAAUACAUCAGUGUAUGUGAAGGACCCUUAAGACUGCAUGACUGGGAUACCAAAAAUGCAAAGCUUAUAUUGGACUAUUUUAAACAGCUAACAACCUAGUUGACUUAAAACACACAAUGUAUGUACUUUUCUACAGCAAAGCAUGAUUAAACUUGGAAAAUGUGCCUCUUAA